Messenger RNA from Brachypodium distachyon (stiff brome), 1697 nucleotides. RefSeq lists its product as uncharacterized. The record is from RefSeq and is a predicted model, not a curated record. The transcript is spliced from 5 exons. NCBI's taxonomy places the organism in Eukaryota, Viridiplantae, Streptophyta, Magnoliopsida, Poales, Poaceae. Bases 283 to 1257 code for a protein of 324 amino acids.
GCGCGCAGCCCAAAAUUUCCGAACGCCAGCGCGCGCUCGCUCGCCGCCCACCGAGGCGCUGCACUUUUCCCUUCUCCAGCUUUUUGGCUCUCCACCGUGGGUGGCCUCCCGCAGCCAAACCAAACCACUCCCCAUUCUCCUCCUUCCCCGCACGCUCCCGCGGGCGAAAUCGGGAAAGGAACGGCGGCCGCGCGUCCCGUGGCGAGUGCAGUUGCAUCUGCACGGUUGGCGGUGACGAAUUUGCUGUUAAUUUAGCAAAUUGGUGAGUAUCUGGGAGUUGCAAUGUCUAAAAACACUCAGGACAGUGGCCGUCGGGCCUUAGGGGACUUGACAAAUGUCCUCGGCAAACGGCCAGCCUCAUUUGAUCUGGAGAAGAAUGCUGGUGGACUCAAGAUUAGCCGUGUUGACAAGGUCGUGGAGCCCAGGAAAGAGUCUGACGAAAAUGCAAAGGCCACUGGUGGGGUGUCAGGAAACUUUACUGGAAAUUUGUUUGAUGGUGUUGGCAAACAGAACUUUGCAGCGACUUCAAUUUUCCAUGAUGCUAAGGUUCAGCACAUGGCUGCUGAGGCAGCUGGGCUGCUAUCCAAGCAGGAUGGUGAUGUGAGGAAUCAUGGCAUCUCGUUGGAUUCUUCUGGUCUCAAUGAUAAGGAGGAUUCAUCGCUGGAAUCAGAAAGUGGCUGUGAAGAGGAAGAUGGUGAUGACAUAGAUAGUGCGUUGCUGCCAUAUGCCAGAGAGACUAGUAAAAUUGCAACUAAUGACAAGGUUAAUGAGGGUGAAUGUCUGACACAAGAGGAGAUGGGUGUAUCAUCAGGAAAUCAGAACCCACAGUCUUCAUUUGACUUUACAGCUGGUGAUGUGCCAUGUACUAAUGCCCAGCAUCCUUCAAUGGGGGAUGGCUUAUUGGCAGAGUCCGGUGUUGCUACAAAGUCUUGCGCUUGCUCUUUCUGUCUUAAAGCUGCUUUCAUGUGGGCUGAUCUCCAUUACCAGGAUGCAAGAAGUCGGCUUGGUGCCUUGAAGAAGAGCAUAAAGUUAGCAAGGUCGCUGGGGGCAAAAAGCCAUGGAAAUGAAUAUCCUUUCAAUGCAGGUGGAUACAACUCAAAAAGAGCUGCAGAGAUGGGGUUUGAACUAUCUCAGCAACAAAGAUCGCUCUUUCUUCAUACUGAAAAUGUCCUUCUUCGGGAGUCUGCACAGCUUCAUUCAGGUGUUGUGAAGUUGAAGGACUUGAGAGAUGACUGCAAGACAGAUCUAAAUAUAUGAUGAAAGAUUCUUUGUUGGGGAAAUGAGUUUUGCUGCCCUGAUAUGUGCUAGGAUAAGAUGGAUCUGUCUGGAUCAAGGUGUAUGGUAUUUGAUUAUCUGCUAGGAAAUUUAGGUGGCUAUCAGUUAGGUUGUUUUGGCUGCAGUGAUCGCUCAUAUCUUAAAGCACCGACUCACAUGUUAGCCUAUGUAAAGUUUCAUCAGAGGGUAUGCUGGUGUAAAAAUCUUACUUGGAAGUUGGGAACUGUAGGUUUAUCAGUUGUGACAGGAGUCCCUUCAGUUGUUCAGUUGUACCUGCUCUCCAACGAGCUAGACAGGAAGGCAGAGCUAUGUCGUUUGGCUCGUUUCCAUGCUUGCUUCUGAUGUUUCCAAUACUUCAUGCUGCAUCCUGUGAUAACUGCCUAUUGGUCUUUUUUUUUCCUGUACUCCCGUCGUUGAUUGCA